This is a messenger RNA of Rhododendron vialii, 850 nucleotides long. Its product is annotated as putative disease resistance protein At3g14460. NCBI's taxonomy places the organism in Eukaryota, Viridiplantae, Streptophyta, Magnoliopsida, Ericales, Ericaceae. The coding region runs from base 1 to 540 and encodes 179 amino acids. The transcript is spliced from 2 exons. The record is from RefSeq and is a predicted model, not a curated record.
AUGAAGGCUCUGCCAGAACAAAUGCACACCCUCCUCCCAUCUCUUUUGUACUUAAUGUUAUGGAAAUGUCCAGAAAUUGAAUCUUUUCCGGAAGGGGGUCUGCCCUCCAAAUUAGAUCAUCUUAAUAUCAAUGAUUGCAAGAAACUUGUUGGUGGCCGAAGAGAUUGGGGUUUGCAAACACUAAACUCCUUCAAAAUACUUUGGCUGUUCGGUGAAUCUGAAGAUGAGUUGGAGUCGUUCCCCGAGGAGGGGCUGCUGCCCUCCACUCUUAAACAUCUCAGGCUCGAAAGAAUGUCGACUCUCAAAUCACUCAACAAAAGGGGCCUUCAACAUCUUGGCUCUCUCGAAACCAUUUAUAUUAGCAGUUGCCCUCAGCUCCAAUCCCUGCCAGAAGAGGGGCUUCCCACUUCCCUCGUUCAGCUGUCUAUUACGGACUGCCCAUUGCUGAAACCUCGUUGCCGCAGGGAGGAAGGGGAGGACUGGCAUAAGAUUGCUCGCAUCCCUCUCAUAGAAAUCGAUGGUGAAGUAAUCGGUGAAUAAGUCUAUCCAUGAUACGCGGCCAGGGGAAACCUAAGCUUCCCACUCAGGUUGGUAUUCUACUGAGCAUAAGCUCUUGCAGAAUCACAAGAUCUCAAUCAUGGCUGUUAUUUGAUAAGAACUUUUGGUCAGGUUGCAUGGAAUGGCUUCUAAUAGCAGACGGAACUUGGGUGGCCAAAAUUGUAUAAGAAGCGAUGGCAGAUCAUCUAGGCCGUGUUUGGUUUAUGACUUUGUGAAGGAAAGCACUCGUAUUGCUUUGGCAUUACAUGAUUGUGAUCAAACCAAUUUUCAGUGCGUGACAUGGAGGAAAUGA